UGUGCCUAUUCAUCAUGGCGGAUAUCCGUCUUCCAUCGCCAUUUUCUAUCUCGAAAUCUUGGCGUUUAGUUUUCAUAAAUUCGAAUUAACUUAUUGAUAUUAGAUUCAGUCGUUUUUUACGAUGCCUCAGUAUCCAGUAUUUUUGAAUGUUUAUGACAUGUACUGGAUAAACAGCUAUACUUUUAAUAUUGGACUUGGGGUGUUUCACUCUGGAGUCGUUAUUCAUGGAAAGGAAUAUGCAUAUGGUGGACAUCCUUAUGAAUGGUCAGGAAUUUUUGAUAUGUUUCCAAGGAGUUCUGAUCAUUUAGGACCAGAAUUUAAGUUCAGAGAGUCAAUAAAGUUAGGGAUUACAGAGAUAACUGAAGAGGAGCUAAAUGAUAUAGUCAGAGAAAUGGGUGCACGUUAUACUGGAGUUUCAUAUCAUUUGAUUGAUAAAAAUUGUAAUCAUUUUACUUCUGAAUUGAGUCAGGUUCUAUGUGGAAAGGACAUUCCUGGCUGGGUCAAUAGAUUAGCAAAUGCAGGGUCAUACUUUCCUUUCCUUCUCAAAUGUCUACCCAAGGAAUGGAUUCGUCCAGAACCAGAAUCACCUACAAGUCCUCUUUUUGUUAAUGGUUCAGCAUUUAGAGAACUGUCAGGAUCAGAUGAUGAAGCUAGAAUCGAUAACAACAAAAGAUAAAUGCUAUUAGAAAGAAUAAUUUACUGCUUUUAAUAAAGUAAGAUGUCUGCAAUUUUAAGUAAUUGCAAAAAUUAAUCCAAGGCUCAAAACACAGAACAUAGAAGCUGAGUCCAAAAAGUAUAUAUUUCUGGGAAAUGACAGUUGUAUUCCAGUGUCUUCACUUAUUGAAAUUUGUAGUUAUAUAGGCAAUAUAAAACCUGCCAAAAACCAUAUUCAGAUUGUUUUAAACCUUCAGGGCACAAAAUUAACUUUUAAACCCACUAGCAAAAUCUUGCUAGUAGGUUUUGUUUUAACUAGCAAAAAUUUCAAAGUCACUAGCAGUCAAUCCCAGCAAAAGACAAACGUUACUUUAUGCAGAUUCUAAACUUUUUCAGUCGUUCAAUUUCUGGACUGUGGUCAUACUCACAAAACUUAGCUUGUUAAAUCUUUCUUACUCACUAAAUAAAUAAUUUCAUUGGCAUUUUGCGAGUUAGCAAGGGUUAAUUUUGUGCCCUGGCCUUUGAAGGGACUGAGUAGAAUUGUAUUUCUCUAACCCUUUCUUAUGUUACAGCGUUAAGACAUUUAGGAUAGUGUUAAAGACUGCUGUGACUCGUAAUGCACUUCAUAAUACACUGCAUAAUAUACUUCCCAUAUAUAAUAAUAUAUUGGCCUCAGAUGGUUCCCUUACCUAUGCACAGAGUUGUAUUAAACUAUAUAGAGUGCAAACCAUAUAUAUCCAUGAAAUAGUACUAACUAAUUUGUACAAAAAAGCACCAAUGAAAACUAAAGAAGUAGAUGUGUUUAGUGCUAUUUAGAUUUUGUGCUAUUAGGGUUUGCACUCCACCAAAGAAAUGUGAACUUGUAACAAAAUGAAUACAAAUAAAACAUCAACAGAUCAACUCACAAUCACACUUCCCUGAUGGCAGACUCUCCUUUUCUUUUACUUUUGGUAGAUCUCACAAAUACUGUAAAUGCAGAUCCAGCCAAAGAAAAAGAAAAUGAGACUCAAUCUUUCAGCAGGGAACAAUCACACACACAAAAUGAAGCACACAAAAAAAUAUUUCAAUUCCAAGUGAUUUUAAUUUAAUAAGACACAAAAUUACCAUGUAUAAAAAUUAUAGCACACUUUUUUCUUUGAUGACCUGGCUUUUUUCCCCUUAAUGGGAAGAGAAGUGUACAGCUAUCCUGGGAAGAAGAUUUAUGAAGAAUUUUAUUUCAAAAUUUAUAUCCGUAAUCAAUUUAUUUAUUUGCAAUGUUAUUUUUGUAAUCUGUUAAUAUCUUAGAGAGAAUAGAUGAAGGAGCAUUCAUACAUAAUAUUAUACAUAUAUAUAUAUUGUGAUAAACUGCAAUCCAAUAAACAGUAAUCCGUAUCAAA
This is a messenger RNA of Actinia tenebrosa (Australian red waratah sea anemone), 2030 nucleotides long. Its product is annotated as deubiquitinase DESI2. NCBI's taxonomy places the organism in Eukaryota, Metazoa, Cnidaria, Anthozoa, Actiniaria, Actiniidae. Gene Ontology annotation, biological process: protein deubiquitination. Gene Ontology annotation, molecular function: deubiquitinase activity. The record is from RefSeq and is a predicted model, not a curated record.